Messenger RNA from Sinocyclocheilus rhinocerous, 1573 nucleotides. RefSeq names its product skin secretory protein xP2-like. The transcript is spliced from 4 exons. The record is from RefSeq and is a predicted model, not a curated record. NCBI's taxonomy places the organism in Eukaryota, Metazoa, Chordata, Actinopteri, Cypriniformes, Cyprinidae. Bases 95 to 1300 code for a protein of 401 amino acids.
AAUCAGCUGCUGUAGUUUCUAAUAUGCAUGUGUUUCAGGUGAUUAUUCAGAUGUGGGCACGAACAGCGCAUGCGCGUCUGUUUGACAGGAACACAUGCGGCAUAUUCAGCGCUUAGAGCUGAAGAGAGGAGCAACUCCAGGAGGUUUUGCGUGCACACAGAGCUGGAGUGGUUUGGUCAGCAUGGGCUGCUCAUCGUCCAGCACACAGACGCUCGCGCAGGAGAACCCACCGCGCGUCAAAGCGGAGGAGGCGAGCGGAGAAACUCUGCUCUCUCGUAAUGGGCUUGUAGCAGAAGACAGCGAGACCGUCUCGGAUCAGAUGCAGCUGCCAGUUCAAAGCACUCUGCCGGAUGAGCUGGGUCCCGGACCGGACGAGACGGUGGAGGCCUCAGAAGCAGAGCAGACAGCGGUCAGCGCUAGUGAUGCUCCUCUAGAGGAGAGAGAUGCAGCUGAUGUUCCCGCUGCUUCAGAACCCACUGACUCCACGCCUGCAGAACCCUCUCUAGCUGUGGAACCUGCGUCAGAUCUCACCAGCACUCCAGAACCCAAGCCAGCUGAGCUAACAGCAGCUCCAGAGGCCCCAUCAGACACGAGCUCGGAGCCCACACUGGAGCAAGCAGACACAGCUCCUGAAGCUCAAGAACCAGGUCCAGUGGAGCGAAGCCCUGCUCCAGAACUCACUGUGUCUGAGCCUAUCCCGAGUGCAGAACCAGCUCCUGCUGAGGAAUCGACUGUGUCUCCAGAACCAGCUGCAGUGGAACCAAGCCCAGCUCUAGAAUCAGCUCCGGCUCCAGAACCCUCGGCUGAGGAACCAAGUUCAGCUCCAGAACCAGCUGCAGUGGAACCGAGCCCAGCUCCAGAAUCAGCUCUGGCUCCAGAACCCUCGGCUGAGGAACCGACUCCGGCUCCAGAACCCUCGGCUGAGGAACCGAGUUCAGCUCCAGAACCCUCAGCUGAGGAACCGAGUUCAGCUCCAGAACCAGCUGCAGUGGAACCGAGCCCAGCUCCAGAAUCAGCUCUGGCUCCAGAACCCUCGGCUGAGGAACCAAGUUCAGCUCCAGAACCCUCGGCUGAGGAACCGACUGUGUCUCCAGAACCAGCUGCAGUGGAACCGAGCCCAGCUCCAGAAUCAGCUCCGGCUCCAGAGCCCACGGUUGAGGAACCAAGCCCAGCUCCAGAACCCUCGGCGGAGGCAGCAGCGAUCACACAGUCUGCAGAGGAGAACGCGACCUGCGCAGACGCUCCAGAGGUCGGUGAAGAUGGAGCUGAUCUGCUGAAAUCCACAGAACCUGAAGAUUGAUGUCAGUGUGACGCUGUGAGACAUGCCUUUUAUCUCAGAGACGUGAGGGUUUGUACAUAAAUGAGUGUUUCUAAGUAGCGUUAGCAUCAUUAGCAUUGUUGUUAAAAGCCACAGAAAUGCCUCUGAGAGCGCGGGUCCCGUGGGUGUCCGGCCGAGCGUGGGACGAAAUCACAGCAUCAUGUCCUCAUCUCCAACUGAGUCAAACACAACAGCAAUAUUAACUCACCUGAACAAACAUGAGCCAAAGCUCUAAUAACUGUGAAUCAACCAAAU